Messenger RNA from Drosophila ficusphila, 1445 nucleotides. Its product is annotated as zonadhesin. Lineage: Eukaryota; Metazoa; Arthropoda; Insecta; Diptera; Drosophilidae. Bases 51 to 1409 code for a protein of 452 amino acids. The transcript is spliced from 2 exons. The record is from RefSeq and is a predicted model, not a curated record.
AAACAGCUGAGUUUUGUUUACAAGCUUAUUUUGAAAUUUCUGUUUUCGAAAUGUUUGGAAAUUUGAAGCGGUUCGAUGCAAACAGGUUCUCCAGUUUGGAGGAAGAGAUUCUGGAAAAUCUAGUUCUAAAGUAUAAGCAAGCUAUAAGGUCGCAAAAUUUGGACGCUUGGAAGCAAAUCGCCGCGGACUUUAAAUUACAAUCAGGAAUAGAUCGUCCUUGGCAAAGUUUGCUAGAGAAACAUGUAAAUACUCCUCGAUUAAAAAAGCGAAAGGUUAAUAAUGAAAUGGUAGACGAUAGAGUGUUGAACGUUGAAGCAGCAUCCGGGGUAAAAUUGUCCAUCACAUCAGUUUCAUCGCUCCGAGAAGUUGUUAAAGAUGAGGAAAGCAGCAUUCACCCUGAUCCAGAAAACUCCAGCCAACCUAUAUUUGAGCAGAACGACGACAUUACGAACAUAAAAAUCGAGCCAGCCGACGUUCCAGCAGAAAAAGAGACCUUAUCAGUCGAACCAGUCUACGAUCUAACAGAAGAAGAAUCCCUAAAAAUCAAACAAGAAAACGAUCCAAUAGAUAUUGAAAAAUAUAUAAAUAGAAAAACGAUUUUGAAAAUGUACCUAGAACCAGAAAGCGUUCAAUCUGAUCCAGAAAAUGAACACAGGAGCACCCCCAGUCAAGACUCCAGCCAACCUAAAUUUGAGCAGACUGACUGCAAUAUAAAAGUAGAACCAGCCAUCGAUCUUACAGAAGAAGAAACUUUGACAGCCGAACCAGCUAACGCUACAAAUGAAGAAAACUUCUCAGUCGAACUAACCAGCGCUGCAAAAGAACAAGAAACUUUGACAGUCGAACCAGCCAACGAUCCAAAAGAUCAAGAACCCUUGACAGUCGAACCAGCCAACGAUCCCAUAGAAGGAGAACCCUUGAGAGUCGAACCAGCCAUUCAUCCAAUAGAAGGAGCCUUGGCCUUCGAACAAGCCAGAGAUCCAACAGAAAAAAGAAUCUUGACAGCUGAACCAGCCAACGAUCCAAAAGAAGGAGCAGCUGUGAGAGUUGAACCAGUCAUCCAUCCCAUAGAAGGAGAAACCUUGGCCUUCGAACCAGCCAGCGAUCCAACAGAAAAAAGAACCUUGACAGUGGAACCACCCAACGAUCCAAUAGAAGAGAAAACCUUGACAGACGAAUAUCUUAUUCUGCUCAAACUCCAACAGGAUUACUACCGAGGUAAAAACGCCAGAGCAGCCGAAAAACACAAAGUAGAGAUAGAAAGUCUGAAAAUGAUACUGGAUCAGCGAAAGUUUGAGUAUGAAAAGACCAAAAUGGAAUUGGAGAAGUAUAAACUAGAACUGGAAAACUCCCGCCUUAAAAGUCUACUGUCUGAAAUGGAGGUCCUGGAGUCUAAAGAUGAUUCUUAACACAUUUUUUAGUUACAUAGUAAAUAAAUUUGACAA